Rhododendron vialii is the source of this 1223-nucleotide messenger RNA. Its product is annotated as protein FAR1-RELATED SEQUENCE 5-like. The transcript is spliced from 4 exons. The coding region runs from base 240 to 1052 and encodes 270 amino acids. Lineage: Eukaryota; Viridiplantae; Streptophyta; Magnoliopsida; Ericales; Ericaceae. The record is from RefSeq and is a predicted model, not a curated record.
CCCUCAAAAACCGGUCGGAUCCUUGACCUAGAUCCCACCAUUCUGUGACUGCGAUCCUUGAGGCCUCAUAGACCCUCUCUCUCUCUCUCUCUCUCAAUUACUGUCGCGCGAAAUCUUCAGCAAUCGAGGGAGAUUCCAUUUUCUCUCCAGUCUUCACUUUGAUGAGAAGCUCUUGAUGCGCUAGGGUUUAUACUGCUCUCAGAAGAUGGAUAACUGGUUUCUCUAGAUUAGGGGUCUUUAUGGAGAGUGCAUCUAAUCAAGCUUUUGAUUCAGAUGAAGAUGAGAGGUGCUUGUCAAUUGAAAGCUACUGUCAGAACGAAUUCACUGAUGAAGAAAUAUGCAAAAAUAUGAAUCUGUGUGUCAAUGAAGAUGAAAAGAUAUUAGAACAACCAAUUGAAAAUUUUACCUCCAGUGAUAAUGGCCAAGAACCUCAGAUUGGUAUGGAGUUCAAUUCAAGAGAAGAAGCCAGAGAGUUUUACGUUGCUUAUGGCAGGCGUACAGGCUUUACCGUACGAAUUCAUCAUAAUCGGCGUUCUCGAAUCAAUAAUACGGUUAUUGGUCAAGAUUUUGUGUGUUCAAAAGAGGGCUUUCGUGAAAAGAAAUAUGUUCAUCGGAAAGAUAGGGUUCUUCCUCCACCACCUAUCACCAGAGAAGGCUGUCCUGCAAUGCUUAGGGUAGCUCUUAGGGAUAGUUUGAAGUGGGUUGUUACCAAAUAUGUAAGGGAUCACAAUCACAGUUUAAUGUGUCCUAGUAAAGUUCCAUGGCGAGGAUCCGGAAAAAAUAUGAUCAGUGAGAAAAAAUUCUUAGGUUUUGGUAGCGGAAAACAGAUGAAAUACAUUGAGGAUGAGAAGGAUCAAAGAAUUCGAGAGCUGACCCUUGAACUUUACAAUGAGAGACAACGAUGUAAACGCCGGUGUGCAGCUUACCAGGAGCAGUUGCAAAUGGUGUUGAAAUUUGUUGAUGAACACUCCGAUCACUUAUCAAGAAGCGUUCAAGAUAUGGUCCAGCGAAUCAGAGAGCUUGAAGAUGAAGAUGUAGAUGUAUCAGAUUAGCGUCGGUACAUUGUGUAGGAAUUUUCUUGUCGGUUUAUUAGUUUUUUCACUUCUUUUUGUUAAUCUAAUGUGAGCUUUACUAUAUUCUAAGCCUCGAUUAAUCGGUUCAGUUUAUGCAAGGUUGGAUUGAAUAUAUUUUGAUGAGAACCUAUGAGGUUGAUCUGUGUAGCA